This is a messenger RNA of Symbiodinium pilosum, 2646 nucleotides long. The record is from the annotation of a GenBank genome assembly. NCBI's taxonomy places the organism in Eukaryota, Dinophyceae, Suessiales, Symbiodiniaceae.
GACUCCUCGUAUCGCGAUGACUUCGAAAAAUGUGAGACUGCAGAGACAUGGCCGGCUGUGUCAGACUACACUCCUCCAAUGAAGCUUCUGGAUGUGGCUUUAGAGUCUGGCGUCGCCUACACGAUGAACUUCAGCCUGUACAAGAUGGUGAUCAAUCAAGUGUUCCUGCGUCCACUACCCGAACCUUGCGUUCGCCGAAUCUACGAGUACGAUCUGACAGAAGAGGCAGAUGACUGCUGUUUGGAUGAGCUGCGUAGCGCCAGCAGUUUGUGGUACGACAUGGAGAGCAUUGAAGAAGCAAGUGAUUUUGAAAGUGAUUGCAGUUGCGACGAAGUGCACACUCCUCGGCUGUACUGCCGGGCGGUGAUCGAAGAGGUCCCCAGCGGACCGGAAAGAGUGGAAGUGAUCUUGGACAGUGGAGCUGAUUGUACGGUCCUUCCCCUUUCUUAUCAAGCUGUCGGUCACAAAGACUCCUCUGCUAGCAAGAGUAUUCUCCUUGACGCUCAGGGGAAUAAGAUCGAAGGCGGAGAGUCAAGAGUGUUCGUGAACUUCGAAAUCGACACCCCAGAUGAAGACAGUGCGAUUUCCUUUAAGGAUUCUGUCGCUCUGGGAAAUGUUCAACAAACUUUGUUCUGCUUGGGCAAGCUCAUGAGGCGUGGCUGGGUUCCUGUCUGUGAUGAAUAUGACUCAUGGUACAUGCAAAAGGGCGAAGCUUGGUUUCCAGUCCACUGGAGCAGGAACAGCUUAGCUACGUAUAUGAGAAUUUCGCGCCUGGAGGAAAUCGUAGCACAAGGAGAUGGCGAAGAUGCUGAUCAGCGGCUAGGUGAAACCUCCGCUGCUGAUCAGCAGCUAGGCGCUGCCUCCGCUGAGAGUAAGCAGCGGCUAGGUGAUGCCUCCGCUGAAGGCGUUCACUUGGCAUACAACAUGUCCACGACUGUUGAUCCUUCAGCACGCUUCAAUCCUGAUGAGUGGCCCCAUCGCUCUACGCUCAUUUGGAAGAGAGGUCGAGAGUAUGAAGUCUUUGAGUGUGGAGAAUAUUGGGAGCCAAUCGCAAGCUUCUACCGAUUCUUCGUCUUCGAGCCUUCCCAGCUAGGAGAGGUAAGACCUGAUGAUCGUGCGUGGGUUCCCGGAGUUAAUCCUCUACGUGAUCGUGGUGAUGAUGGUGCUGAAGAAGAAGAAGGAGAGAUAGCGGUUGAGAGGCAAGGAGAGAGAGCAGAAGGUCCCAUGCUAGGAGUUGGUCUUGAUCCACGAGACUACGCAUAUCCCAAAAGCUCCCGUGAGGCCUGCGUCGCCUCCCGUUCUAGAGAGGACACUUAUGAUGACACAGAACCUCACAGAGAGUUUCCUGUGGUGAGCAUGGGCUAUAUGUUUACUGCUACACAAGACAAUCCUCUUGCUACUCAUUUGAUCUUGGUAGACUCCCAGACCAAGUUUGUGCAGGCCACGGCCAUUGAUGGAAAAGGCAAUAGAAGCUUGAAGUACUGUGUUGCAGAUGUGGUUGGCUUGAUGAAUUCCCUUGGUUACCAGCGAAUUGGCCUCAGGUAUGAUACCGAGCCAGCAAUGAAGCAGGUUGCUGGAGCCGUAGUGGCUGCUAGGUUGAAAAUGGGUUUAGCCACAGAGGAAAAGCCAAUUCCACCGGGGGAUGCGACGCAUCGUGCAAAUCGCAGUGAAAGGUAUAUUCAUACAGUACAUACCCUUGGCAAUUGCUUGCUGCAGACAAUCCUCCAACACACGGGACACAAGAUUGAGAGUGAAGACCCCCUUUUCGAUUGGGCCUACCGACAUGCGGCUUUCCUAGUUUCUCGGUUCUCAGUGCUGAAGGAUGGUUGCGCAUCGUUCGAGUUGGUCCAUGGACGUAGCUACAAGUCAAAGCUACUUCCCUUCGGGGCCCAUGUAUAUGCGCAGUAUCUUCCGAAGUCAAAGGUUCGUGGUGAGUGCUGGAAGCCUUGCGUAUGGCUAGGCCGAACAACCCUAGGCGACUUGAACAUCGUGGGCGAGAGAGAAGGAAUCCAUCAUGCGCGAAGUGUCCGACUUGCGCCUGGUAAUUUCUUAACAGAAGCCUUGAAGACCAUGAAAGGAGUUCCAUGGGAUCCUCUUCUUGAUGUUCUUCCUUCUCGUAAGAGGAAAGCUUUGACUGGUUCUAGACCUCCUGUUCUCCCUGAGAAUGUUGAAGCCCCUCCUUCGCCUGCUGAUGAAGCUGCUUCAGAUCCACCAAGUCCAGAAGCAGUUGGUCCAACUUUGAAUGAAGGACCACCAGUUGAAGGGGGAGUAGGAAGCGACUCAAGCGACACCAUGAGCGUAAGUUUGCCUGGAGACAGCAUGGAUGGUAGCUAUCAUUCUGAAGAACUCCUCAUGGAUGUUGAGGGUCACCCCGCAAGUGGCCAUGUGAGUGCGAUUUUCCUAGAGGAAGAAAUGCUCACGGGUCAUGACGACAACGAAGGCUAUGUGGAAGCCGAUGAAGAUCCUUUGGCCCCAGGUUUCAACGUUGAUUGGGCUGUUAGUGAAGGUGAUGAAGAGUACGUGGCUCCAGACCCCCAGCCUGACUUGCCGUUCGUGAAGAGUUGGGCGAAUCGUAAGUAUGAAGAAGGGCCUCCUGUUCUUCAUCCAGAUCAGCUAAGGAAGCUAGACGAAGCCUGGACUGAGUAG